Stylophora pistillata is the source of this 736-nucleotide messenger RNA. RefSeq lists its product as uncharacterized. NCBI's taxonomy places the organism in Eukaryota, Metazoa, Cnidaria, Anthozoa, Scleractinia, Pocilloporidae. The record is from RefSeq and is a predicted model, not a curated record.
UACCAUCUAGUAGUACAUACUUGAUUGGUGGACAGAGACACAAUGGCGACCCCUCGUCAAGAAACUGGCGGUCCACAAAGUUCUGAAUUAGCUCUUCCGCGGCCGCCACAAGAAAUGGAGAGUGAAAAUCCUUCAGCGGCAAAAAGGCUGGCUGAAGUCAUUGCAGCCCUGCUGGUAGCUUUGUUUAACUUGCCAGGGGGAUCCUUCACCAUCUUUUGCACCAUAGCGCGUUCAGCGGUUCAAUAUUUUUUCCAGAUUCCCCCUAUAAACGUCGAAGAACGAGACAAAGUGAAACUUGAUGGUGAAGAAAUAAAACUUCGGCUGAAGGAAAUCUCCCAUGAGGGAAACAAAUUGGAGGAAAAGUUCAGCAACUUCCCUUAUCAUUCAGCUGUCAACUUGAUAAAAUGGGAGUGGGAUUUGAGCAUUGCGAGAGACCGUUUAGCCAAAUGCGGAAUCGACAUUCACAUUUCACAAGGAUUUCUGGGUAGACUGAUAUCAGACCUGCAGACUAAGGUCAAGUGGACGAUCUUACAAGUAAUCACAGGACUUCUCUUCCCAAGCGCAGUGAUUGGACGUAAGUUUAACUUUCUGUCGCUCGCAGAAGGGCGUUCGUUUAGUUGCAUCUGACAUUGGCCUCUUGGCUUUUCAAAUCAGAAAGAUAUAUGACAGCAUCAGGAUAUAAUUGUGCUGGAGAAUGUUUCAACUUAACUACUCUUCCAAACGGACCGUGUGCCCG